AUGCGGCUGUCGGGGCUGUGCCUGGCGCUCCUCUGUGCCGCCGGCACCGAACCCCCGCGGGCAGCUCGGGAGCGGCCGCCGGGCCCGGGAGCAGCUGCGGGAUGGGCGGCGGCGGCGACGGGACGCGGAGGGCCGGGGGCGGCCGGCGUGGACCCCCGGCAGGCGUGGAUGCUGCUGGCCGGGAGCCCCGGGCGGGGAAGCGGCGGUCGGGCCCGUGUCGGGCCGGGGGCGGACACGGCACCGGCGGGCGGCCGCUCUCCGGGAAAACCGCCCCCGGCGGCGGAGCAGGGCCGUGUGCCAGGGGCUGCCCCGGACCCCCCCGCUGUGCCCGUGGAGCUCCUGAGGGAGCUGCAGAUCCUGCUCAGAGGAAUAGCAAAGGAGCAGGCAAAGGUGCAGAGGGCAGCCUGGGAAGGGCAUAAGGAAGAGGAAGAACGCAGCCCCCAGGCCGGGGUCCAUCAUCGCGUGAACGCAGCCUUCCACUGCCGAACGCGCGAAGACAUCUCCGUGGAGCAGAGAACACGACAGGAGCUGCAGCUGUUCUACAUCCCUGAGAGGGAGGAGAUGUUUUACCGUGGCCUAGGGCUGAACCUGACCAGUGGGCAGUACACAGCCCCCAUCGCAGGGUACUACACCUUCACCACCACGCUGCACAUCGUGCACAGGGAGCCGCCGAAGAAGAGGCAGGUGUGCCGGGGGACGCGCCUGCGCGUGCUGAUCUGUGUGCAGUCCCGCUGCCAGCACAACAGAAAUCUGGAGACUUCAUCCCGGCUGGAGAGCAGGGGUGACCUUUUCACCAUCUCUGUCACCGGAGUCCUUUACCUGCAGCGCCGUUCUGCUGGGGGUGUGAAGAGGCACCAGGCAGUCCCUCUGCCAGCCAUGAUCACAUCUCCCCUGCUCAGCACCAAGCCCAGGGAAGACCAUUUGCUCUUGGCAGGAACUGCAGUCUGGUCUGAUACUGCUCAUGCUGCAGAACCAGCUGAAGAUGAACAAAAGAUCAUGGAGAAGAUGAUGAUGAUAAUAAAAUAGCCUGACAAGGACCUAAAGGCAUUCACUUUUAACUAA
Messenger RNA from Chiroxiphia lanceolata (lance-tailed manakin), 1062 nucleotides. Its product is annotated as erythroferrone-like. Gene Ontology annotation, biological process: positive regulation of D-glucose import across plasma membrane; negative regulation of gluconeogenesis; positive regulation of insulin receptor signaling pathway. The record is from RefSeq and is a predicted model, not a curated record. Gene Ontology annotation, molecular function: hormone activity. The transcript is spliced from 7 exons. Lineage: Eukaryota; Metazoa; Chordata; Aves; Passeriformes; Pipridae.